Neogale vison (American mink) is the source of this 1721-nucleotide messenger RNA. RefSeq names its product LHFPL tetraspan subfamily member 5 (gene LHFPL5). NCBI's taxonomy places the organism in Eukaryota, Metazoa, Chordata, Mammalia, Carnivora, Mustelidae. The coding region runs from base 26 to 685 and encodes 219 amino acids. Gene Ontology annotation, cellular component: plasma membrane. Gene Ontology annotation, biological process: detection of mechanical stimulus involved in sensory perception; sensory perception of sound. The transcript has 4 exons. The record is from RefSeq and is a predicted model, not a curated record.
CCAGCCUAGGGCCUGCGUUCUCACCAUGGUGAAGUUGCUGCCUGCCCAGGAGGCAGCCAAGAUCUACCAUACCAACUAUGUGCGCAACUCCAGGGCUGUGGGUGUGAUGUGGGGCACACUCACCAUCUGCUUCUCUGUACUGGUCAUGGCCCUCUUCAUCCAGCCCUACUGGAUCGGUGACAGUGUUAACACACCCCAGGCAGGCUACUUUGGCCUUUUCUCCUACUGUGUGGGCAACGUGCUGUCCUCUGAACUCAUCUGUAAGGGUGGCCCGCUGGACUUCUCCUCCAUUCCCUCUAGAGCCUUCAAGACUGCCAUGUUUUUUGUGGCAUUGGCGAUGUUCCUCAUCAUUGGCUCCAUCAUCUGCUUUAGCCUCUUCUUUGUCUGCAACACGGCCACUGUCUACAAGAUCUGCGCAUGGAUGCAGCUGGCAGCAGCCACAGGCCUGAUGAUUGGCUGCCUGGUCUACCCCGACGGUUGGGACUCAAGUGAGGUGCGGCGCAUGUGUGGGGAGCAGACAGGCAAGUACACACUGGGCCAGUGCACCAUCCGCUGGGCCUUCAUGCUGGCCAUCCUCAGCAUUGGAGACGCCCUCAUCCUCUCCUUCCUGGCCUUUGUGCUGGGCUACCGGCAGGACAAGCUCCUCCCUGAUGACUACAAGGCAGAUGGAAAAGAGGAAGUCUGAAGCAGCUGAAGUUUGGUCAACUGUUUCCCUGACAAUGGAAAAUUAAGGAAUCGAAUGCUUCAGAGACAAAAACUUGUUCCUUCCAUGCUUCCCUGUCCCUGGGUACUAGAGACCUGAUGUUCCGAAGCCUUUUGCUAUAGGAUUAGAACGUGGCGUGUAUACAGAAAAUUUUCAGGGGCAAGCAGCCCCGCAGUGACCAACAUCAGAGAUAUUCAGAGAGAAAUGGGUGGUAUUCUUCUGAUGGGGCCCCAGUUCUCUUGUAUCCCUUUUACACCAGCGAUCACUUUACCCCCUCGAGGCCUCUCCUCUGUAAAAUGAGAGGGCUGAGUCCCCGUCUUGGGGCCUCCCAGGUCUGAGUUUCCCACAGCCAGCCUGCCUGAGGAUACAUUUGUUUGAAGGCACACUAGAAACAGCCACCCAGCUCUAAAAGGGUAGGGGAGGAAGAGGGGCUUGUAAGUGUGUUAGAUCAUUUCAAGUGGAGGUUUUAGGAGUCCUCUGUUUCUUUCUCACAUUUUUUUUUUUUUUUUAAAUUGCUGACUGGUGUGGGUAAGGAAGGGAGGGGCCACCAGAACCUGAAUCCAUCAGAAAGCCCUAUGAAGAUUGGGUGAACACAAGAUCUAAAAACUUAGGAGACUGACUUUCUCUCCUUUGGACCCCUAUAUUACCUUCCCUUAGUGCCCACACUGACACAAUCAGAACUGGGCACUGGCUUGAGAAAUUUGUUAUAGUAGAUUUUAUUUCUUGCAAAACAAAAACAAAAACAAAAACAACUCAGUACUUUGAAUUUGGCACUCUAAAUGGUGCAUCUUUUGCCAGCCUCCAGAGGGGAACUCAAUUUAGGUAAUACCUCCUUGUAGCAAACACCAAGACAAACAGGUUCUUUGGGCUAUUCCCUGUCUGGGGAUGGUGCACGGAAACCGGGUUUUGUUGGUCAUCCACAGUGGAUAAACCUGAUGAACAGGUGUUUUUUUCCUGGUCUUGUGCAGCACUCAGUAAAGAGAAAAAGUGGACGCUGGUAAGAGAGGGGAGGAGGUAA